This is a messenger RNA of Siniperca chuatsi (mandarin fish), 6252 nucleotides long. RefSeq names its product membrane-associated phosphatidylinositol transfer protein 2. Gene Ontology annotation, cellular component: cytoplasm. Gene Ontology annotation, molecular function: phosphatidylinositol transfer activity; phosphatidylcholine binding; metal ion binding. Gene Ontology annotation, biological process: phospholipid transport. Lineage: Eukaryota; Metazoa; Chordata; Actinopteri; Centrarchiformes; Sinipercidae. Bases 431 to 4732 code for a protein of 1433 amino acids. The record is from RefSeq and is a predicted model, not a curated record. The transcript has 27 exons.
UGAGAGAAGGAAGAGGUGGAGGGGGAGAGAGAGAGAGAGAGAGAAUCGAUACCUUCUCUUAUUUCUCAGCGAAGGAUUUAAAAAGCGAAGCUCCUUCCCGAUCAGGCGGGGCGAGCCGGUGAGGAUUGGCUGACAGCAGACGGCAGAGUAAAGGAGCAGGGAUGGGGUGGAAGGAUGCCUGGGCUGCUGGUCUCUGUGGGACCAGGAUCUGCAAUGGCCCCUAAGCCUCUGCUCGGUGGAUCAGCUGGGUAGCUGUGGUUAGGCGUCUCCUUCUGCGAGGUGUGAAUGACGAUGACUCCCAUCCUCGCUGUUUGAACAUGCUGCUUGGGUAGCGAAGCCGACCGAGAGGAGCGUCUACCCUCUUACACUCCUUCCCCUCUGGACACACACACACACACACAGAGUCUGUCGGCCCAAUUCAAGCACAACCAUGCUGAUUAAGGAGUAUCGCAUCCCCAUGCCGAUGAGUGUGGAGGAGUACCGCAUUGCUCAGCUCUACAUGAUCCAGAAAAAGAGCCGAGAGGAGAGCUGUGGCGAGGGCAGCGGGGUGGAGAUCCUGGAGAACAAGCCUUACGAGGACGGCCCCGGAGGCUCGGGUCAGUACACACACAAGGUCUAUCACAUCGGCAAACACAUCCCGUCCUGGUUCUGUGCCAUUCUGCCCCAAGCUGCCCUUCGGGUGGAGGAGGAGUCCUGGAACGCCUACCCCUAUACACGAACCCGGUACACCUGCCCCUUUGUAGAGAAAUUCUCUAUAGACAUUGAGACGUAUUAUAAACCAGACACUGGAAAUCAAGUGGAUGUCUUCAAUAUGUCCUCUGCUGAAAAGCGACAGAGGACUGUAGACCCUAUAGACAUCGUAAAGGACUACAUCCCUCCUCAUGAAUAUCUGGUGGAAGAAGACCCUAAGCUGUAUCAGUCAGUCAAGACCAAACGGGGUCCGCUGUCAGACGACUGGAUCGAGGAGAUCAACCAGAAUCACGGUCAAAGCCCCGUCAUGUGUGCCUACAAGCUCUGCAAAGUGGAGUUCAGAUACUGGGGCAUGCAGUCCAAGAUCGAACGCUUCAUACAUGACGUGGGCCUGCGUAAAGUGAUGGUUCGAGCCCACCGGCAGGCGUGGUGCUGGCAGGACGAGUGGUACGGCCUGACCAUCGAGGACAUCAGGCAGCUGGAGCUGGAGACCCAGCUGGCUUUAGCUAAGAAGAUGGCCCACUACAGCCUGAAUGAAGAGGGGGAAAUGGAGACCCACGGCUCCUCCGUUAGCCAGGACCAGGAGCAGGGAGCUGAGACUGUGGGAUCGGCUGCAGAGGCCGAAGGAGGAGGAGGAAAGCUGGGAGAUUCAUUGGAGACACGAGGGGAGCUCACCAAGCAGUGGUCAACAUCCUCUAGAUCCUCCAACAGGUCAUCUAAGAGAGGCGGCAGUCCGUCUCACCAGAGCAUUUCAGAGUGGAGGAUGCAGAGCAUCGCCCGAGACUCAGAAGACAGUACAGACGAUGAGUUCUUUGAUGCUCACGAGGACUUUUCUGACAACGAGGAGAUGUUUGCCAAGGAGAUCACCAAGUGGAGCUCCAAUGAUCUGAUGGACAAGAUAGAAACAAUAGAGGUGGAUGAAGCACAAGAAGCUUUGUAUCAGGAGUCGGACGGGGAGUAUGCUGUGAUGAGUAAUGAGGAGAGGCAGAUGGAGGAUUGUUCGUCUCAGCAGUGUCUCCAGCCGUCCAAAAUUCACGUCCUCGUUCUGGUCCUGCAUGGAGGAAACAUUCUGGACACUGGCUCUGGUGAACAGAACAGCAAGCAGGCAGAUGUGAACACGCUGAGUGGGGCUUUUGAGACCGUGAUGAGGGUCCAUUACCCUGCAGUGCUGGGUCGCAUCGCCAUCCGGAUGGUCCCCUGUCCUGCUGUGUGUGUCGAUGCAUUCUCACUAGUCUCCAAUUUAAGUCCCUACAGCUACGACGAGGGCUGCCUGUCCAGCAGUCAGGACCACAUCCCUCUGGCCGCUCUGCCCCUUUUGGCUACCUCUGCGCCACAGUACCAAGACGCAGUGGCAACCGUCAUCUUACGAGCCAAUCAGGUGUACAGUGACUUCAUCAAGUCUUUAGAAGGAUCGACUUUUAAUGGCCAGGUGUGUGUUAUCGGGGACUGUGUUGGGGGUAUCCUGGGGUUUGACGCUCUAUGCAGCAGCUCUGUGACGGUGUCAGAAAGCCAAAACAGCAGCAGGCGGGGCAGCGCCAUCAGCGUUCAGGACACAGACCUUCUUUCCCCUGGUAUUGUCAUAAACAGCGUCUCUCCUUCCUCGCCGUCCCUCGAAGGAAGCCGCCAUCUCAGCCGCAGCAACAUCGACAUCCCUCGCUGCUCGGGGCCCGACGACCCCAAGAGACAACUUCCACGCAAGCGCAGCGACUCCUCCACGUACGAGCUGGACACCAUCAAACAUCACCAGGCCUUCCUGUCCAGCCUUCACUCCAGUGCGCUCCUCGGGGAGCCCGGAUCACGACGCUCCAGCAACAGCACCAUGCUGGAAGGAGGCUCCUUGGGAAAGUUUGACUUCGAGGUGACUGACUUCUUCCUCUUCGGCUCUCCUCUGGGGUUAGUGAUCGCACUGAGGAAGACUGUGGUGCCCUCAUUAGAUGUGUCCGCUCUGCGUCCGGCCUGUCAGCAGGUUUACAACCUGUUUCAUCCAGCUGAUCCCUCGGCCUCCCGCCUCGAGCCUCUCCUGGACAAGCGGUUCCACCUGCUGCCUCCCUUUAGUGUCCCUCGUUACCAGCGCUUUCCUCUGGGUGACGGACACUCGGCUCUCUUGGUUGAGACCGUGCAGAGUAACCCUCAGCUGCUGAUGGAGUCUGGCGGUGCAGCGUCCCAUCGCUGGCUGGAAAGCAACAUCAAUGAGACCUCCAUCCCUGUGCCCGUCCUCAACUGGCAGACCUCACAGCUCCUCACAGAGACGGAUGCUCUUCACUCACAUGUUUUUGUGGAUGGCCAGUACCCAUCGUCCACAUCACCGGGGGUUCCUCACCUUCGUUUCAACCGCAGGGCCAGCGAGGCCAGCAUAGCCAGCCAGGUGUCAGGCUUGGCUGACUCUUACACCGCCUCCAACAUCGCCACGACACACAAACGUGAAGUCAGCCACACUAAAAGGCCCAGUCUGCUGUCCCAGCUGGCUCUACCCUACAAUAAAUUUGCUUCUUGGAGCCCGUCCCCACGGUUGCGCCAGAAAACCCGUCAGGUGUUCCCAAAACCCAACGGUGUGGAGUCUGAGCAGAGCUCGGACGUUAGCUCUGACAUGACCUCUGACCUCACCAAUGUCACGUCUGACAUCACAGACAUCAGCUCGGCGCCCCCGUCACCCGGGGUGCUGAAGAACAUAGAGCAAGUUGCUUCUCGGUGGUGGGGCAGUAAGAGGAUGGACUACGCCCUGUACUGUCCUGAUGCCCUGACAGCGUUUCCCACAGUGGCUCUGCCUCAUCUCUUCCAUGCCUCCUACUGGGAGUCUACAGACGUCGUCUCUUUCUUACUCAGACAGGUGAUGAGACAUGAGAACUCCAGUAUUUUGGAGCUGGAUGGUAAAGAAGUGUCUGAAUUCACUCCGUCCAAACCCCGUGAGAAGUGGCUCCGCAAGAGGACUCAUGUUAAAAUUAGGAAUGUGACGGCUAACCACCGCGUGAAUGACGCUGUGUUCACGGAGGACGGAGCCCAGAUGGUGACGGGACGUUUCAUGUACGGCCCUCUGGACAUGGUCACCCUUACUGGAGAGAAGAUUGACAUCCACAUCAUGACCCAGCCUCCCUCUGGAGAGUGGGUGUACUUUGACACAGAGCUCACCAACAGCAGUGGACGUGUCUCUUAUGUAAUCCCUGAGAGCAAAAAGCUUGGUAUCGGGGUGUAUCCUGUCAAAAUGGUGGUCAGGGGUGACCACACAUUUGCAGACAGCUAUCUCACUAUUGUCCCACGAGGAACAGAGUUUGUCGUAUUCAGUAUUGACGGCUCUUUUGCUGCCAGUGUGUCUAUAAUGGGCAGCGACCCAAAGGUUCGAGCUGGAGCUGUGGAUGUGGUGAGAUAUUGGCAGGACUUGGGCUAUUUGAUAGUAUAUGUAACGGGUCGCCCUGACAUGCAGAAGCAGCGUGUGGUGGCCUGGCUCUCUCAGCAUAAUUUUCCUCAUGGCGUCGUCUCCUUCUGCGAUGGGCUGGUUCACGACCCGCUCCGACACAAGGCCAACUUUCUCAAAUCCCUCAUCAACGAGGCCCACAUGAGGAUCUUUGCUGCCUACGGCUCCACCAAGGACAUCUCUGUGUACUCGUCUAUCGGCCUGCCUCCCUCCCAUAUCUACAUAGUGGGAAGGCCCACGAAGAAAAUGCAGCACCAGUGUCAGUUCAUCCCGGACGGCUACGCUUCCCACCUGUCCCAGCUGGAGUAUAACCAGAGGUCUCGUCCUGCCAAGCCCGCCAGCACACGCAUGGUCCUCCACAAGGGCAGCUUUGGGUUGGGUGCAGCCGGUGGAGACUUCCUUCGCAAACGCAAUCACAUCUUUCGCACCAUCUCGUCUCAACAGCCUGGAGGGGCGGGGCCGGCCUCUCCCAGCCAGCCGGGGCGGACUGAGCGUACGCUGAGCCAGUGCGAGAUGGAGCGGGAACGAGGUGUCGGAGCAGCAACCCAGAGGAGUAUGAGUAUAGCUGCAGGGUGCUGGGGCCGCAGCGGGAGCACCAAGGAGGGCAGUGGAGGGUUACUCGGCCCUAAAUAAGGUUCAAAAUGGAGCUGUGGUGUUAAAGGACCCGGCCUGAGCCACCAUGAUCUCUGGACUAGACAAAGAGAGAAGGGUGGAAGAAGAGGAAGUGGAUGGAGGGUUUGUGUUUUAGAAAUUUAAAGGGAUAGGGGAGGGAUGUAGCAUGAACAACACCGUUGAUUGAUUGUUAAAGAAUAGGGAAGAAGGGAUAGAGAGGGAUCUAUCCAGGAGGAGUGGAUUAAUCAGGCCAAGUGGCAUCCAUUGAACAAAAGACAAUUCUGUAGCAUGACUCUUUUACAGUAAUACUUUUAUAGGAUACAUCACUAACUAUUUAAAAAAUGACAAGGAAGGAUUAAAUGAAAUAUUGUAAGCCUUAAACUAAUCUCGUAUAACGGGACCCCCCCAUCUCUCCUUUCCGAACACACACAUAUACAAUACACCGUCCUAGCAUUCGCACUCAUGAGCUCAGGACAAACUGCAGAGCCAGAUUCAUCUUCAAACAGUCAAGCACGGGUUUGAGGCCAAGUUGAUUGGCAGCCAUGGCAAAAAGCCAAUGACUUUCACUUCUGUUUCUGUCCCACUGUCAGCUGAGCGACAUGUUUCAAACACAACACUCUACCCGGCAAUGACUGGCAAUAACACAAAGGAAGGAGAGAGGAAAUAAGGAAACAAAGAUUAACAUCUUAAAGAGCCACUUCAUCCAAGUUAUAAAAAAGACAAACAUAUUUUCGCACUGACCUCUAGUAGUAUCUAGCCAUGCAGGUCGUUUUGGAUUUGUUUGUCCAGGAUCCUCCACCCCAAUACAGUGCAGGAGAGUUUCAGCCACUUUCUACUGAAGAAAUUGUCCCUUGAGGUCUGUGGGUUAUGCAGAGUAAUGAUGACACUCACUGUGGACGGACGUUUUUAGCCACUCUAGUGGCUAAAUAUUUUGCCUCUAGUGAUGGCAAUAUUGGUCGGUCGGCCACUUUGGUCAAGACUGAAAUAUCUCUUCAACUGUUGGAUGGAUUGCCAUGAAAUUAUGUAGAAACAUUCAUGGUCCCCAGACUUUUCCUCUAGUUCCAUGAUGAGGUAAACAUUUUUGGUUUUGAGUGAAAUGUCUCAACAACUAUUGGAUGGAUUGUCAUGAAAUUUGGUUCAUACAUUCAUGAUCUAGUGGUCAUCUAGUGCCAUUAUCAGGUCAAAGUCACUUAGCAAGUGAAAUAUCUCAACAUCUACAAGAUGGAUUAGGGCAUAGGAUGGAGCCUUGGGGAUGGAUUAAUGUACAGACAUUCAUGAUUCCCAGAUGAUGAAUCCUGCUGAUACUGGUGAUCCCCUGACUUUUCUUCUAGCGCCACCAUGAGGUUGACAUUUGUGGUUUUGAGUGAAAUGUCUCAAAUUGGAAGAAUUGCCAUGAAAGUUGGUACACGUCAAAAUAUGAAUUUGUCCAGUACUUUGGUUUAUGACCAAAAUCCUGCAAAACUAAUGACACUACCAUCAGCCUCAGUUGUACUUUGUGUUUAGUGCUAAUUAGCAAAUGUUAGCAUGCUAACAUGUUAAAC